Cylicocyclus nassatus is the source of this 1119-nucleotide messenger RNA. The record is from the annotation of a GenBank genome assembly. Lineage: Eukaryota; Metazoa; Nematoda; Chromadorea; Rhabditida; Strongylidae.
AUGAACGUGGAAAGCAUUCGUGCGAAAUCAAUCGCAGAGCCACGAGCUACGUUGGCAAUGACACAAAAGGCAAAAGGCUCGGGGAUUGAUCGCAUAUUUUCGGAUAAACGGCGACAAGACGAGGAGAGCACAAAACUGACCUCCUUCAUGGUGAGUAAACGAGCUCGAACAGCUGGUGAAGGGGACAUUUUGGCAACUGCGUUCAAUUUUAGAAGCCUGACUGGUCCACUAGAUUGGAUCACAAGCAAUGACGAGUGUUAUAAAGCGAAAAGGAGCGUAAGUUUCAAAUCAGCCGGCCGAUCAUCGCCGCCGCCAAGGGGCGCAGCGGCCGAGAGACAACAGCGACCGAUGGUUGUUUAUAGCCCCUCUGCGCACACACAAACAACAACGUGGGCCCCCCGUUCUAGCCCCUACGAGCAGAUCUUCCGAACUCUGGUCAGCGCCGCACAGCUGUGGAUGAAUGCAAAAUUCUCGACAGAACCUUCUAUCGAGGAAAGAAAGCGAAAACCUUCAGAUGCCUUGAAUUCCAUUACUUGGUUUGAUAAACGUCGCCAUCUUGGAACUAUUAAGAGAGGCGAUCUACGCGAUUAUUGUGGAGCUAUCAUUGCCGUUUAUUGGAUUGAGUUCAUUCCGCAGCAGUUUGCUCAUCUCUCCGCACCUUCAUGCUACCAACUUUUCAAAGGUCGUCCACUCAACCGUGAGUAUCUCUUUCUCAUAUACUUUAUCGAGAACGAUUCAAAGGUUUCCCUCUUGGUAAACGCUCACGAUCAAAGCGGUUUUUCACCUCUGAAACUUACGCUCUCAUCUGGUCAUAUAAAUACGGCUAACCAGCUACUGUCCAAAAACGCUAGUUGCAACGCAGUACAUGAAGCGGGCAAGUUCAUUGUCGUGCGAAUGAUCGAAAAAGGCAGAGAAUAUUCGAGCAUGCAAAUUUCUAGCAUCUGCGGGAGCAAGUCGUCCAUGAAAAGUCGCGAUAGAAUUUACUUCACUUCAAACAGCCUUACUUCUCGUAUUUCAAGCAGGAAUCUUAUUCUGGCAAAUACUCUCAUUGUCAGUGGAGCCGAUCUCAUCAAUUCUGAUGUCGAUGGAUGCAACUAUCGUUGUUCAUGUUUCUGCUAG